Messenger RNA from Oryza sativa Japonica Group (Japanese rice), 3372 nucleotides. NCBI's taxonomy places the organism in Eukaryota, Viridiplantae, Streptophyta, Magnoliopsida, Poales, Poaceae. The record is from RefSeq and is a predicted model, not a curated record.
UUCAUUUGUUCUAGUAUUAUUGAGUUAUCCAAAUUUCACACUGAGGAUUUCAUUUUGGUAAGUAUAACUUGUACUUGUGCAAUGGCUUAGUGUAUAUAUACCAGGAUUUAGCGAACUUGUGCAAUGGCUUUGAUGCCCAUUUUUUUGGUAUUUAAGCACGUGCAAACUUUUAAUUACGAAUGUGAGCACAUAAUUUUUGGAUUUUUGUUUCUAAGCAAUAUGCCUACGUGACCAUGUUGAUCCGGUUGACCUGAUGUUGAUCAAAACAAAUGGGUUGUUUGUUUAACUAAAUGUCCAAGAGAUUAAUGUGAUUUUCGCUGCUUUGUUACUAGCAGUAACGUGCAGGAAUCAUCAGCCUUGAUAACUCUCUUCAUUGCCAGCCAAUAGCAAUAGUGCAGCUGCCUUACUAUAUUUAGAUUACACUGAAAAAUGUAUAUGCUACAAUGGUUUGUAAAAGCUGAUCGAUAUGCAACACUGAUAUGCAAAACAAAUGAAGAUUACUAAUUAGCACAAAUUAUGAUUUUGAUGAUCCUUGCGGAUGAAUUAGAUUUGAAUUGUAGAAAAAAUGUUGCACCUACUAUGUUGUUCUGAUUUCUAAAACAAAAGCCAACGGGCCAAUUGGAGGUAGGCUGUUGGUAUAUACGUAUACGUAUGUACUCAUCAAUUCAGCACCCAAUUAGUUUGUUCACAUCAGUUCAAUAGAAUCAGCACUCAAAGAGCAUCCUGCCUACAAAUUUAAAUGUGUGUUUGUACUGUUUGGCGUGCUUGUAUUUGGACACACCGGUGUUGCAUGUGCUUACUUUGAUGCAAUGACUUAAUUUAUGAGAAUAUAAGUACAGUCGGCUAUUAAAUUAGGCUCAAUUUUGUGUUAUAUAUGCUAUAUAUCGUACAACCAUUAGUGCUUAAUGUUAUACCAGCCAAUUAUAGUUUCUUUUGGGUGUAAAAAAAAUAUUUUUUACCCUUCACAUUUCGAAUACCCAACCUCUAAAUCCUGGGUCAACCCCUGCACAAUGCGCCCGUGCUGCCUUCCCUUGCUCUUUGCCCUUCAACCCCCCAUUCGCGCCUUUUCUAGCAGGUACCUUCAUUCCUCUAGCUCAUAGUUUCAUUGUUAACAGCUCUCAUUGUAUUUGAACCAUAAACUAUGAAACAUUUGUCGUUACCAAUUCUUAAAUUACUGAAUUUGUGAUUGCUGAUUAGUGAAUGUGCCAUUGUAGUUGAUGAAGCUCCCCUAAUUGAAGAACCACCAACAGUUGCCAUAGUCGAUGUAUUCUGAGACUGAUUUCUCUUUCAAGGAUGCCAACAAACUGUGCUCUCUUAUUCGGAAGCAGCAAGCCCUUGCCAAAAAGAAAAGGAAAUGGCUGCGGUCUCUGAUUCCAAGGGAAGACGGUCUCAUCAAACCUAUCAAACGACCCAAGUUUCUAAAAGAUGUGUACUUGGCUGAAUCAUAUGUAAGGAGUGAUGAGGUUUCUUGUGAGAAAGUCAUAGCCCAUGUUGAAAAAUGUUAUGGUUUCCAAAGCGAUGGCUACAGCCACCACAUUGUUCAGGAUGGCCUCCAGCUUUUUAAGUUGCAAAAAGGCAAGGAUGGCUCACUCAGUCCACAAGGUCUUGCAGACAUGCAACUCAUAAUAAAUAAGUUAAGCAAUGAAGCACUUCAUUCAGUGGCUAACAUCGCCACCCACAAUAGGGUUAGUUUUGAGAAGACCAGGCCAGCGAUGAAAAAGAUCAUAGAAGACCACCUACCACAAUACUUGGCAAACUUGCAUGAUGAAAAUGACAUGUCUCAGCUGUCGCACAUUUUAACAAAUCCAUUCAGUUACCGAUCUAAUUCCUUAAACAUUACAACACCUAUUUCACCGAAAAUGCUAUCAUCCAUCGACCAGGCAUUAAAUGUACUCAGUACACUGACUAUACAAGCUCUUGUUGCAAUGAAAAGGAAGCUUGAUGAAGUAUCUUUCACCCCAAAAUUUAGUUUUGUACCUCGUAUAAGCAGAAAGGCGCAUAUGGUUACUGUGAUUAGGAAAGAGUGCAAUAAGAUGAUUUCAAGGGUUGGGGAAAGUGGUGACCUGCCAAAGAAUUUGGCAAAAGCACUGUCAGUGGUGAAUCUGUAUAGGAAGCAAGAGUUGAAAUGCAUGGACAUCUCACAGGCAGAGUUCUUUCCAUUCUCAAAAAAAGCAAUUUUCUUGCAAAAUGAUGUCCUGAAUGCUAUUUGGUCAAUUCAAAAGUUGAAGAAAGGGGAUCUUAAAUUGCUGCGUGCCAUACUAUGUCAAGGUUCAAACGAUGAGAUGCUGCUAAAGACUACUGUGAGAAGGUAUUUGAUAGAUUGUUUGUUUGAAUGUGAUGAGGGUGAUUUACCAGAUGAGGCACUGAGAGCCAUUGCUUUGUGCAAUCAGAUGCCGCUGCGUCAAAAAAUUGAUUUCACAGAACAAAGGAAGGGUGCAGAGUUAGAAGCUGUACUGAAUGUAAGCAGUAGUCUUAGAGCUCUAGUAUAUCAUUGUACAGGAGGCCAAACUGAUGAUCAGUUAAUGAACUGUGAGAGUGAAUGCCACAGCGAUGAACAAGUGAUGAGCUUAGGUUGUGAUGACUACAGUUGUGAUAAUGAUUUCGUGCUCACAGAGGGUUACAAAAAUUUUGGUCAUCAGCAGCAUAAAAUAGAUGAAGCUUGUUCGAGUAGCAUGGUCAACCCUGUCAGUGUGAGUGGACAUUUCUCGAGUGGAGCUGGUAGUAAUAUGAAGAAACCUACUUUGCAUGAGGUUGUUGGUGCCAAUGAAGUGGAAAUAAGAAGAAGCUCCAUGGGCCUUUCCGAGAUUUGUGAUGAUGCUGCAAUUUUGGCCCACAAGCUUCUAGGGAAAAUUCUGGACAACACGUUGCUUGCAGAAAACAAGGUCAAUGGACUUGCCGGAUACUCUCUUGAUGGUUCUACUUCGCAUGGUCCUCAAGAUCCUGCAGAAAAGAACCAAAAAGCUGACAUUGUGAUUAAAGCUAUUGAGAAUGUCUUACCGAAUCUGCCAAAAAGCUGCAUGGACAAAGUGAGGAGGAUGUUGCAUGAUGAUAAACAAUGAGUAUGGUCUGCAAAAAUAAUGCUUGUUUGGUGCCAAUCAGUUCACUCAAAUGAGACUCAAUGGUGUUGCCUUUUGAAGAGCAGAUGGUAGUCUGAUUGAAAUGGAACUGCUUGUUCAUAUAUAUGUCACCAUUUUCUUUUGGUUGAACCUGUUAAUGUUACACUUAUGAUACAUAUACUACUAUCCAACAUCAUUAUAACCUCGCAUAUGAAUGUGUGGCUCCUACUAGUUGCCUUCGUGGAUACCAGUUUAGUUCAAUUAUGAAUGCUUCUUUUAUACUUAUAUGCACGAAUUCAAUAUAUAGUUUCAGAAA